Messenger RNA from Saprolegnia diclina VS20, 1090 nucleotides. RefSeq lists its product as hypothetical. The coding region runs from base 72 to 1046 and encodes 324 amino acids. Lineage: Eukaryota; Oomycota; Saprolegniomycetes; Saprolegniales; Saprolegniaceae. The record is from RefSeq and is a predicted model, not a curated record. The transcript has a single exon.
CGCGUACGUCCCGUCGAAGACAUUGACGUCGAGAUGGCAGCUCAUUACCAAAUUUACUAUCGAGCUGCAACAUGAGCUACAUGGAGAAGCCCCGCGCGGAGCCAACGGAGGCGACGCCCACGACGACCGACGACUACGAGAUCGUCAACAUGCCAACGCCCGAGGGCAGUGUGCAAGAGGUCUCGAUCGACGCCGCACACGACAAAGCCAGCGUGGAUAGCAUGCAAGAAGAAAACACAAGUGAGCCCAUGGCAGCCGACGUGCCCGACGAGGAGGCCCACCCGGAGCUUCCAACGGCCAUCACACAAGAACCUUCAAGCACCGAGAUGACGCCCGAGACUACGACAGAGCUGCAUGCGCAAGAGCCAGAGCAGCAGACUCAACGCGAUGAACCAACACCGCGUGACGAGGAAAGCACAACAGAAGAACCAAGCUCCCACCAACAACGAGCAGCGCACGACAAGGACCACGUCGCUGCAGAGUCGACGACCAAGCCGUCAAGUUCGACGUCCCGAACCAGUACCCUGUAUGCAUUCAAGCGUGUGCCCGUCGUGUCGAGGGAAGAGCAAAAGCGCGCUACGGCAGUCAAGUCCCCAGAGGCGACACCACCACCAAGAACCGCGCAUCCGCAGACAUCCAUGCCAUUUAUCUUCAUGCAGUCGUCCCCGUCGCCGACGCACGAGAGACAGAACCACACCACGCAGCAGAAAGCUCGCACUCCGCCACAGCCCAAGCACAUUCGCAUCGUCACGCCGACGCAACAGCCGCCAGUGCAGCGCAAGAAGCCCGUGACGGUCACCGUUCGCGUCAACGGUGUACCCGUGGCGCGCGAGGUCGUGGGCGACGAAGACAUAGUGUUUGACAUUGAAGCCCCGCAGCCGCCGAGAGUCGACUACGCCGCCGAGAUCGCCCGACUCCAGCGUCUCCAAGAGGCCCAAGAAACGCGCGACCGCCAGCUUUGGCUGUCGCAAAUGGGUAUAUCCCACCGCCCCACGCUGCACGAGUCUUCUUACAAUGCCCAACCUCGCAUGUACUACAUGUACUAACUAAACACUGAAAAAAUAUACUAGUAUGCUUUUUGUUGCGAACA